Molecule: messenger RNA, 3017 nt
Organism: Girardinichthys multiradiatus
Lineage: Eukaryota; Metazoa; Chordata; Actinopteri; Cyprinodontiformes; Goodeidae
Exons: 4
Coding region: 112-726 (204 amino acids)
Biological process (GO): positive regulation of T cell proliferation; negative regulation of T cell proliferation; immune response
Cellular component (GO): external side of plasma membrane
Source: RefSeq, a predicted model, not a curated record
CGGGGCUAACCUCAGAUUUAAAAAUCAACAACCGCGAUCCUGUCAUCGUGGUUCAUUCAAAGACUUCUGGGCUGAGAAGAUGGAUGGAGUCACAGAUUAUCUGGGGAGAAGAUGAUCUGCAGGAUCCUGCUGCUCAUCAUCCUCAACUCAUGUCUCUGUGCAGCAACAUUUGUAGUGAAUGUGACACAGAGCUGCUAUCAGGCAGAGGAGAACCACAACAUCACUCUGGAGUGGACCUUCACCACCAGACCUCAUAGAUCCUGGAGACAACUUUUUAUCCUCUGUGAACUUAUAGCUCCUCCCAGAGAACUGGUUCUGUAUCAGGUCCAUGAUGGUGUUGAGGUACCAGAGUCUCAGGAUGAACAGUUUUCAGGACGAGUCCAGAGUGACAAAGAAGUCCUCAGAGAAGGACGAAUCAGACUCCAUGUGUCCAGACUAAGGACUGAAGACUCUGGUUUGUAUCUGUGUGACGUGAAGACUGAUGAAGGCUUCAACUCUGGAAGAUCUCGACUCAACGUUUCUGCAGCUGCUGAUGUCUCCCCAACCCAGAGACCGACUGUGGAUCCAGAACCAGGAGGUCCAGGAAGGAUCGGUCUCUAUGUUUCACUGGGACUGACAGCAGCAGCAGCAGCAGCAGCUCUGAUGGUCAAACUCCUCCUAAAGUACUGUUUUGUCAAUAACUCAAACUCUAAUUCAGUUGUUUAUCACAACCCUGAAGGUUCCUGAAGCUGCUGUAGGACAGAUAUCCUCACAUCUUCAUUAAUUUGGUCUACAGAGGUUGUAAGGUGUGGUAAGGCUUCACAACCCACUUGCUGUUUCCACUGUUGCAAUUAGCCAUUAAGUUAAAUCAGGCUACCCAAAAAUGUAGUUUACUGUUUAGGAACAGUUAGCAUGAAGCUCUUCCAGCAGUUUCAGUCUAUAAGAUUUUAUUCUGCUGUGGUCAACCUAGUUUUAGUAGCUUGGAUAUUGGAUAUUUGUUCUCUUCAAGUUCAGCUGCUUCUUUCUCCCGUUUGAACCAACAAAUGGCUGUAAAAAGGUGUUGUUUCUCUUUUAAAAUAAAAUCUAGCUGAGAUAAAUAGUUAGGCCCAAAUUAAUUUCUUUAAUUCUACAUAAUGCGAUCCUAGUUGCUGAAACCUUUUCCAAUCAUUUUGCUAAAUUGACACAUUGGUUGGACCAUGUGUAAAAUGAGGGGCCUUGAUAAAAUAAAAUGAAACACUGGGUUAUAAACGUUUUAGCACUUAUGGAGAACAGUAAUGCUAAUUAUAGGAAAAGGUUUGCUAAUAUCUCCAGUGAGGACUCAGUGACAUUGUGAGAGAAGAUUAGACUUUGUACUUUGUUUAUACUGGUGCACAGCUCCUUAAGACCACAUGCUGAAAACCUGUCUGAAUGUACGGUGUUUAUUCCUUUGAUAAAUUAUACAUCUACACCAUUUUCAAAUUUGGGUAUUCUGAACCUAUGGAAAUAAUGGUAACAUAAAUAAUUGCUAUGUGAAUUUUCAGUAAAACCUUUAUUUUAGGGGAAGACAAAUUAUGUCAAGAUAUCUCUUCAGACUUUAGAUACUGGAAAUACUAAAUUUUCUUACUCUUCCUUGAAUGUUACUACUAAUAGUGCUGCAGCUUAAAUGUGAAACUAAAAAAUGUUUAAAGCUCUUCCACCUCCAUACUUACAACAGUAUAGUUUGUCUGUAACCUGAUCCAAGACAACAAGAUGAUGAUGCUUUCUUAGUAUUUCUACAAUUGUUGUGUUACAAUGUUUUUUUUAUUUUAUUUUCACAUGUUUCUGCUCAGAAUAUAACCAGGUCUGAGAGGGCUGUUUUUGGGGUUACUGGAUCAGUUAGGUUUAAACCAGUAACCAUACAGAUCCCUACAAACACAGUGGAGGUUUGAUGUAAUUCAGGUACCGCAGUGCUGAUGUGUACAUCUGCAUUUUACACACGUUAAGCCUACAGCUGGAUUAUGGUUCCCUGACUCCUGUAAAGUGUUAGUUCUUCUCCUAGUCCAACCAUUCCUCAGGCUUUGGUGAUUUAUUUCAAUCUCUCCUCUCAUGAAAUAAUAUUGAAUCAGACUGAAUCAAAUUUCACUGACUGAAACACCUGGCUAGAGUGGAUAACAUUUAAAUAGGGUUCUGCUUUGUUAUACUCUUCUAUUUUGAGUGCUUCUUUUCCACCUACUAGUAGUAGUACGAUCUGAAAAGGGUGGAGUUGGUGCUAUGUUUGGUUGCUCCAGAUGACGCAGCUCCAGAAGGAUCAGCAACCAGAGCUCUGGAUGGAUUAUUACUCCAGCACAUCAGAUUACAGAGGAUUCUGGGGUACAUGAGUUGUCUGACUGGUUUACAGUUACUUUUGCUAAAAGGAAGUCCUUUAUUGUUACCAUGACUUCCCUUGAGAUUUUUACUUGUUGUGGAUGCUGCGCUGUGCUCUAAUUGCUAGAUUGAUCACCACAGGUUUGUCAUGCUUUUUGUCGGGUGUGAGGGUCAUCUUGCCCUUGCACUGGUGCCCACGCUGAAGCACGACGCGCCUGGCUGCUCGGGCUCCUUGGUGCGAAAUUACCAAAGUUUUGUUUUUCCCAAAUGGCCCUGUACCAAAAACUGCCACCAGGUGAAGCAAGGAACCUAUACCAAAUGGUCUGAUUCUUGGAAUACAGCAGUUGUUGAGCAGUGAUGACUUGUUCGUUCUUCAUCUUUCACUGCAUCAGUUCCUCUUUCUUCACCUCUUUUAUCAACACAAUCAUCGUUAUUGGGCUUUUAGAAGACACGUCCAACAGUCAGCUACCAUGACAUUUUUCAAGUGAAGCCAGCAAGGUCACGCAUCAAGUGAAAAAGCAGCUAAUUGAUAUGCUAACAUGUCAGGGAUGUGAAAUGCAAUCUGUCAAAAUGACAGAUGUCCUUCAGAGUUUUCUGUCACAGUUGAACCACCACCUUAACGAGGUGGAGGGGUUUGAGUGCUCAAAUGAUCCUAGAGGCUAUGUUGUCUGGGGCCUAAAUGCCCCUGGUAGGGUCUCCCCUGGCAAACAGGCUCU